UAUAAGUAUGGUAGUGUUGGAUUUGGACAUAUACGUAUGAUGUCAGAUAUGUCCAAUAAUUCUGGUUACCCGAACGACAUUAGUGUUGUUGAAGUAUUUACUACGCCACAAAAAACUACCAAUAUUUUUGAGAAAAGAAUUUUUGAUAUCAUUUGA
This is a messenger RNA of Funneliformis caledonium, 156 nucleotides long. Lineage: Eukaryota; Fungi; Glomeromycota; Glomeromycetes; Glomerales; Glomeraceae. The record is from the annotation of a GenBank genome assembly.